GGCUUCCGGUUGUGUUUGUGUACUCGGCUCUGGCUCUGGCUGCGGCUGCUCGUCGUUGCCUGCCUGGCUUCAAACCAAACAAAACAAACGAACGACGACAACAACAACAUGGCUACGGCCGCGUCGUCCGGUGACGACGUGAGGAAGGAGCUGACCUGCGCCAUCUGCCUGGACUUCUUCAAGGACCCGGUCAUCCUCAAGUGCGGACACAAUUUCUGCCGCUUCUGCAUCUGCAUGCACUGGGACGAAAAUGGCGGAGACUACGGCUACCAUUGCCCGCAGUGUCGAACGGUGUUCAACAAGAGGACCUUCACCAAGAACUACCUGGUGCAGAACCUGGUCGCCAAGAUCGACGACCUGGAGUGCUUGGGUUCGAGUCCGACGCCCGCCAAGCCGCUCAAGGUGGACGGCAAGUGUGAGCUGCACGGCGAGGAGCUCAAGUUGUACUGCCAGACGGACAAGAGGCCCAUCUGCGUGGUGUGCAGGGAGUCCCGGGCGCACAGACAUCACGAGGUGGCUCCAGUCUCAGAAGUUGUCCAUGAUAUGAAGAUGGAGUUGCGUCUGCGUCUGAUGGAGCUCAACUGGCACAAGUCUCAGUGCCUCAAAGUCAUCGCUGCCGACGAGCGCACCGUAACGGACGUCAGGAUGAAGAAGCAGCGUCUGAAGGAGAAGGUGGAGGCGGACGUGGGCGCGCUGGUCCAGUUCCUGCUGGACGAGCGCGACUCCCUGCUGGACAGCCUGGACGCCGAGGAGGUGGCGGCCGUGGCCGUGGCGGACGACAACCUGGAGAUCGUCCGCGCCGAGGCGGCCGCCGUCGCCAAGUGCGUCGCCGACAUCCACGCGCACGUCGGCGGGGAGACCACCUUCGAGAGCCUGGUUGAGACCUUCAACGAGGCGGUGCACAGCAAGCCGUUCGCCGAGGUGGAGCCGGUCAGCAGUCCCACCGAGUUCACGGACUUCUCGGGCCCGUUCCAGCUCAUCAUGUGGAAGAAGAUGAUGCACGUGCUGCACACCAUGCCCCAGAACCUGACGCUGGACCCGGACACGGCGCACCCCAACCUGCACAUCUCGGACUUCGACACGAAGGUGGAGGAGCUGCGCACCCGCAGCCAGGAGCCCGACCUGCCCGUGCGCUUCACGCGCUUCUGCGGCGUGCUGGCCACGGCGCAGUACUGCGGCGGGCAGCACUACUGGGAGGUGGACGUGCGCGACAAGGGCGUGUGGUACCUGGGCGUCACCACCGAGGGCAGCAACCGCAAAGGCUUCGUCAGCCUGGCGCCCUCGGCCGGCUACUGGAGCCUGUGCCUGCAGGACCGCCUGUACGCCAACGGCGAGGACGGCCGCGUGCCCGUGGCCGACUACUGGAACUCGCCGCGCGUGGGCGUCUACCUGGACUACGACCGCGGGUGCCUCAGCUUCUACGACGCCGUCACCAUGAAGCGCCUGUACGUGUUCGACACGUGCUUCAUGGAGCCCGUGUACCCGUUCUUCAGCCCCGGCAAAAACGAUCCGGGCAGCCGGCUUUGCAUCUGCCACUACUACUGACGCCGAGAUCCUCGAUUCAAGCGCGGCGACGGGUGACCAAAUGAAAUUGUUUUUUGCCGAUCCAAUGUUCUUGCUGCCUUUUAAAAUGUUUCAAGACCAAUUUCUCACGAUGUUUUCCCUGUGAAACCGACCCGACGGGCUGCUCAUUUUUACGUAAACAUUUUAAUUCGCUGUUAUCUGUUCUACUUUUUGUGGUUUUAAGCGUUUUUGUGUGUGUACCCCCACCCACUCCCAAAAUUAGCAGUCAUGUCAUACGGAGUUUAAUGUGAACAUUUUGAUUAAAAGUUUAAAGUUUUACUUUUCAUGGUUUCAACUUUUCUUUUUUAAUUAUCUACUCCCCUAAACUAGCAUUGUCAGGUGGUGGUUUUUUUUAUUAUUAUUUUGUCAGGUGGUCUUUUUGUUUUCAAUUUUUGUAAUUUUGUUUAUGUCAAACUAACUCGACAGGCAUCAUCAUGUAAUUAUUAUUUCCGGAUUUUCUGCUACAAAUGUUUUAUUUUUUUAUUAUUAAUCCCUUUAAUUCCUACGCAAGUAUAGAAAAAUGCGGAAUUUUAUUUCAUAAAUUUCCAGGUCUGUCUGGAGAAGUAUGGAAUUGUUGUCCUAUUGUAUGGAAGGAUAUUCAUAUUUCCAAGACUGUUACAACAGCUCUUUUUUUUCUAUAACAAAAAAUGAUAUCUCAAAGAAACAAAUGUGAAAGAGCGCAUGGUGUUCGAACAAGGUUUCAAAAUAGGUUUAGUGGUUUAAGAGAGGGUCAGGUUUUCAAAACCGGGUUAAGAGUUUCAAAGUAGGGUUUCAAAACAGGCUUAGGGUCUCAAAUUAGGGUUCCAAAACAGGGUUAGGGUUUCAAGGUAGGGUUCCAAAAUAGGGUUACGAUUUGAAAUUAGGGUUUCAAAAGAGAUUUAAGGGUGUCACGUUUUGCAGUCGUCAAACUUUUUUGUUCUCUUUUCGUCUCCAAACCGCUACCAAAAUUGAUCAAACUGAUUUAAGGGGCUGUAAAAUGUUUUUUUUUUUUUUUUUUUGCAAAUUCUGUUUUAUUUCAUUUCAAGUAUUUUUUUUUCAGGAUUCAUCAGUGCCAUAUAAAGUUCAAUAUGUAAUGUAUAUAAGGAUGAUCUCUUUAUUGUAUGUUAGAGUUACCGUCUAAACGGGAUUUAAAAAAAUUAAAAAGGGGGGAAAAAAAGUGCUCGUUUGAUUCGUUUUUACGACCACGACACUUUUUGUAAAUGUUUUUAUUUACAAUGAAACUUUAUUUGUCAUGUUUGGUGUCAGCUGCUGUUUCAUUCACACAGAAACACACACACACACACAAAAACAAAUAUACACAUAUACAUUUCUAUAUAUUACUCUUCUUACAUGAUAUACAGUGCUGGUACAAUAAAUGUUUU
Molecule: messenger RNA, 2924 nt
Organism: Phycodurus eques (leafy seadragon)
Lineage: Eukaryota; Metazoa; Chordata; Actinopteri; Syngnathiformes; Syngnathidae
Gene: trim47
Product: tripartite motif containing 47
Exons: 8
Coding region: 109-1545 (478 amino acids)
Molecular function (GO): zinc ion binding; protein binding
Source: RefSeq, a predicted model, not a curated record